Messenger RNA from Triplophysa rosa, 2126 nucleotides. RefSeq names its product zinc finger protein 501-like. NCBI's taxonomy places the organism in Eukaryota, Metazoa, Chordata, Actinopteri, Cypriniformes, Nemacheilidae. Bases 1 to 1239 code for a protein of 412 amino acids. The transcript has 2 exons. Gene Ontology annotation, molecular function: RNA polymerase II cis-regulatory region sequence-specific DNA binding; DNA-binding transcription factor activity, RNA polymerase II-specific. Gene Ontology annotation, cellular component: transcription regulator complex; PcG protein complex. The record is from RefSeq and is a predicted model, not a curated record. Gene Ontology annotation, biological process: regulation of transcription by RNA polymerase II.
AUGGAUACACAUACCACAGUGAAGGAAGAACAGACUGAUGAAGAUGAGAAUCAUGAUGAUUUUGUUCCUUCAGGUAAACUGUUGAACUGCAAUAACAUGGAGAUAAAAACAGAACCCAAAUCAGAGGAAGAUCAAACUGAUGAAGAUGAUGACUUUAGACCCUCAGUGGACACUGAUGUAGUUUCAGAUGUGCUGGAGGUUCUUGUUAACGCUGUUGUGUUUGUUUCAGAUGAGAGCGGUGAUUCAUGUUGUGAUGGAGAAACGGCCUCUACAUCAAAACAGCGACUGACAGCACAAACUCUUUCCUGCAUCACCUGUGGAAAGACAUUCAGUUCACAGAGACGUUUAGAGACACAUGAGAGAAAACACACAGAACAGAAACUCUUCACCUGCACCAGAUGUGACAUCAGCUUUCCUACCUUACAAGAGAAGAAACUUCAUUCACAAGAGCACAGAGACCAGAAACACUUUCACUGUCAGCAGUGUGGGAGAGCUUGUGUCUCGUCUUCUACUCUGAACGCUCACAUGAGGACACACACUGGAGAAAAACCUUUCCACUGCAGUCAAUGUGACAAAUAUUUCAGCACCAAAUCAAAUCUUGUUGCUCAUCAGAGAAUUCACACGGGAGAAAAAAUGCACAAGUGUCUUCAAUGUGACAAGAGAUUUUACCAUUCAUCUGAUGUUAAGAUACACAUGCGUUCACACACCGAUGAGAGACCGUAUCAGUGCAGUGAAUGUGGAAAAACCUUCAGGCAGUUAUUUGCUUUGAAGUCACACCUUAAAAUACACUCUGAGGAGAAACUCUAUCAGUGUUCACACUGUGAUAAACGCUUCCGUCAUAAAUCUCAGCUGAUAACUCAUGAGAGAACUCACACUGGAGAGAAACCAUAUGUCUGCUCUCACUGUGGAAAGAGAUUUUCUGAUCAACGUCAUUUCAGAGUUCAUCAGAGAAUUCACACUGGAGAGAAACCUCAUCACUGCAGUGUUUGUGGGAAGAGUUUCACUCGACACGACACUUUAGUGAAUCACAAGAGAACUCAUACAGGUGAAAGACUCUAUAAAUGUUCUCAGUGUGACAAGACGUUUGCUCGAUCAGAUGUCUUGAGAAUCCAUGAGAGAGUUCACACUGGAGAGAAACCUUAUCACUGCUCCAUCUGUGGAGAGAGAUUCACUUAUUUAGGAAGUUUUAAUUCUCAUCAGAAGAAACAUGCUGAAGAACAAACGGCACUGGAAUCAUAGUAGCGUCUUUUUCGUAUUUUUAUAAACGGUGUCUGUAAUCUGGAAUAAUUGUAGCCUACUAUUGUAGUAAAUUCCUUUGUUUUUGUGAAAUUAAUUUUCUGUAGUCUGUGGAGUGAAUCGUCAGUUUGAUUGGGGCAGGUAGGGUCUUACACUUCAAGUCAUGGUUUUUGUCAUGUAUUAAUGAAUAGAACUGAACUUGUGUUGUGUGUCAUCAGUUUAAUUAUCCACUUCUUCAUGAGUACGUCUGUAAGAUGUCUGCUAAAGAUCUGGAAAACAUCUUCUGUGUAAAAAUAUCUGCUAAACGUAGAAAGAGCAGUUUUACAUCCAUUCAAAAUCUUAAACAUCUUGCAGACAUCUUUUAGAUGUCUAUAUGACAUCUGACAGCAGACGUCUCAGAGACAUUCCAGAUGAGCAAAAAAUAAAAAUACGUCUUGCAGAUGUAAAUGCAGACAUUAAAUAGACAUCUUCCAGAUGUAUGUGUGCUGUCAGGGUUGUCUACCUUGUGAGAACCUUGUUGUUUUGGGGUUUUUGCAGGUGCUUUGUUGUUACAUUGAAUAGAAAAUGUGACGUUUAUUUUUGAAUAUUGUUGAAACUAAACUGCACAACACUUUGUAUGUAACGCAGUAAAUUUUCAUUUAUUCGUUUUGUAGACUGACUUACAAAUGAGGGGAGAUUCUGUAUUGUGUCUUAGGAGCCAACAAUACACAAAACUGUGUGUACAGGUAUGAAUAGUAAAGAAGAAGAGGAAACAUUUUAUGAAACAAUAGAUUGUUAGUGAAGUAAACUUAAACAGUGGAAAGUUUAGCAUUCUUGAGUAAAAGCAAAAGGUGUCUUAUUUAUUUACAUGUUUUGAUCAUGUUUGAUAUAAAGUUUUCCUGUUUUUAUCA